This is a messenger RNA of Amoebophrya sp. A25, 3595 nucleotides long. Lineage: Eukaryota; Dinophyceae; Syndiniales; Amoebophryaceae. The record is from the annotation of a GenBank genome assembly.
UUUUUUUUCCAGACACCCCUAUUUUCGUGUUUUGAAAUAUGGAAAAUGCGUGUUAUCCAUAAGUUGAAAUUGAGUCCUCGGACAAGUCAUUGAUCGAAAAGACUUAAUGUUGAAGACUUGACGUGAGUACAAAAUCAUGUAGCUAAAGAAUCUAGAAAAAGUAGCAUUCACACUGCGACAUGGACAUCCUUGUUGACUUUCUGUCUGAAUUUGGCAUUCCUUACAUAACUCUACGAGUACCUCUUCUACAACUUAGUAAUUUCUGUGGUUUAUGAGCAAUCUAUAUCGGCAAGAAAUAUCCUCCAGCUACAUCAACAUGUCAUCCAAUCUUCAUCGCCGGCUACUACAAUGCGGGAUUCUUCUUGUGCAGAGGAACAACAACUUAUUUGCAGUAGUCGCCCACGUCCAUCCAGAGUCCUUACUCUGCGCGAACUGUGUCGAUUUGCGUGCAACAGGUGACGUGGACCGAUUUGGGAGGACGAACGUUGCCUCAGAACCCGAAUUCUUCGAUCCUCAAACGUGUCUCGCGAGAUACUGUAGGCCAGCAGAACGGUAUGAUGGACGAGCCUCUCCUGGCGGCAUCGCCGCUUACAUUCCUUGGCCAAGUGGAUUACUACAGCCUCUGGAGAGUGCAGUGUCUGCUGUGUGGAGGCAGGUAACAGGAGCACCAGUUACAAGAGGCGGAGGGAAGACGUCCUCGAGGUCCUCACAUCGAGAACAACAACAGCCUGUUCAACCACCAUCAGACGAAGAUCACGUCGACCUGCGGGUGACGAAGGGCUAUGGUUCGAAACCCUACGAGACUGUGAGGAUAUCUGUGAUCACGAAGAAUCAUGCGAAGAGGAACAAUUAUGCAGAACAAGAUGCUCUUGCCAAGGUCAACAAGGAUGAUCCAUCUACAACAACUACAGGAGCAACAGCUUCAUCAUCGUCAUUCUUCGACUACAGCGCACCUUUCAAGUGGGUGUGGACGCAGUUUUCACUUCAUACCACUCUCAAGAAUGUCGAAGCAGGAAAACCAACGGACUUCAACUUUCAUGUUGUCGAUGCCAAACAACACAAGAUCUCCAUCACUCUACCAAAACAAGGCCAACCUGUCUCUGGCGUUUUGAUGGGUGACCCAUGCGUCGGAACUCCCGGAGUUGUGCAGUUGGUAGGCUGUAUGGAAGGCAAGCGGUGGGACCUCGAACGUACUUUGCCGACAAUUGUAGACCUUUUUGUUGGUCAAGAUCCGAACACGCAUUACUGGGGUUGGAUCGGAGACAACUUUUACGACCGAGAUGGCACAGUCACGCAAGAAAUCUAUGAUCGGAUUCCGUUGAAGACGAAAGAGAAGAUGUAUUUUGCUUCAUAAUUCUUUUGUUGAAUGAUCGUUCGUGUAGUGUUUCCAUUGUGAAGAUUUUCCUUCUGCUUUUCAGCAAGAGGACAGAGCUCUUCUAUUAUAUUCCAAAAUACAAAUAAUAGGUUUCUCACCGUCGCUGGCAACCAUGAUUAUUGGGUGCAGGGUGCACCAGUGCGCGCGGUUCCGGAGGACCAAUGUGCUAACGGAUUUGCGCAAUACUAUGGUAUGGAUAUGAAAAGCGCAAAAGAUCAGCUUCCUGGCUCUGCGUCGUCUCCACCGUACGACCUCAGCAUAGAUCCGUCUGCAGGCAAACCGAACGAAUGUCUCUACACGAAAAAGGAGAACACGUUCUUCUAUUUAUGGCAGGGGACUACCGCUAUCUUUACUGCGACUCAUCCUAGUGGAUUGAUUUCAUUAACUCAACCUUCGAAUGGAUCUCUCAGGGAUCUCUUUGAUUCAGGGAUCUCUUUGAUUAUGGGUUUGUGCUGUCUCUUGUCCUCCUAGAAGUUUAGUAAGUCUUCAUUCAUUCCAUGAUAACUAUAAUUCUUUUACUUGUAGUAGUACAUCCGACUUUUUGAAUCAGUUCGUCUUGUUCCUUCAGUUCUUGUGACCUCUAAUCCCUCAGCAGAUUGGCAACACCGGAUUUAUUGGCUACAGUUCUGUUUACGACUAUGACUCUAUGAAAGCUGACUUCACGGAGGCUUGCGACAGUUUAUGGGCAGAGCAAACUGUGGACUUGCUGAUGGUCGUUUCGCACUGGAACAAGGACCAGUCGGGGUCUGCUAAGGGCAUGGACGCACAGAACAUUGCUGCGACACUGGUGAAGGAGAUAGCGAGUUGUAAGAAGUUCCAUGAAGAGCAGCGAGUCACAUUUAUCAUGGGCCAUGAGCAUUGCGCGCAUCCGGCUGUGAACAAUUACAUGCCAGGACCUGUUGCUGUUAUGAGUUUUUUUUCUUGUUUGGAGAGAAUCUUGUUCGUGAGGGUAAGUACUUAUUUAUCAUAAGAUAUCAUUCAGAAAUAUGUCUGCAUGUGAUGUGGGACAAUUUCAAGUAAAUCUUCUCAAUUAAUUUUUUAUACACUUUCAACAACUACAAGCAGAAGGAAGCACCGGAUUUUCCUCUCCUGUCAUGUUCUGCUUCUAACCUCCGUCGCACCGGUUUCCUUAUCGGCUCUUUUGGCAUGGACGACUGGGUCUGUCCGGAUGGAAAUUAUACCAGCCACACCUACGGCAUUCCAGUCUUCGAUACGAGCGGUGGGAUGUUUACUGUGUGGUACUUUCUCCUUCACCAGAAUGAGGAGGACAAAUUUGAGGCUGUGAAGACCUGUCUGGCAUACGAAGGGACGUGGAAGUUGUGCACCCAUCUAGCAACGCUGUGGCACGAACGAAAGCUGCCGCCGAGGAAACAGCAGGCCAAGGAUGGUACGAAAGAGCAGCAAGCUUCACAGCAGAUGGUUUCUCCUUCUGUGGGGGAAGAUGCAGUCACUGACAUUCAUGUGUAGGUUUUUGAAAAAUAUCAAUAUCUUUGAGGAACUUGAAUAUGAAGCGUGGAAGCGUGCUAUCAAUUUCUAUUGUAUGUGUGUUUUUGUAUUUUUGCAUAUUGAGUGGUCAAUAUUUUGGAACGGAGUGAACCGUUGAGGUUCCGUUUGCAGCAGUAGAUACAAGAACGGUAGGUACUCUACUAGUGGACGAUAUGCUGCCACAAUAGUGCAGUUGUAGGCGGAGAUUCAGGACCACCGCACCUACAACUGCACACUACAAGUAGUCCUGAAUCUCCCCCUGCAGUUGUGGUGCACUGUGCCUGUAUCUGCAAUGCCACUAGAAUUUUCACUCCCUAAAAUGCCACUAGAUCCCUUUAUAACCCGCAACUAUACUAGUAGUUUCAGCUAGUUUCUGUGUGUGCAGUUGUAGGUGCGGUGGUCCUGAAAAUAUCACUGUGCCUGUAUCUGCAAUUCUUCAAUUCAUUUUUUGUUUUUGUUUUUGAAGAACUAUAGAUCUUUCUUAUAUAGAAACUUAAUAUGUUUCCCUUGUCGCUCCAACAACAGGGAGGACCAUAUGAAGAGCAUUGAAACAAAUUUUGAUGCAAGUUGACCAUCAUCUUUGAAGCUACGCAGUCUUACGCGGACCCCACUACAUCUCGUAAUUCCUGGUAUCAAAGAAGCCCAGCUGAGCGACGUGGAAGGUUGACAGUCCUAUCAACGCUGUGUGCUAGCCAGUGAUAGACUCGUCAAUGAUGAUGAUUUACAACAAUUGAC